AUGCACUUCUCUACUGCAGUCAUUGCCUCCGUUGCCGCUCUGGCGCCUCUUGCCAGCGCCGUCGGCAACGCUGUCGUGACCAACCACUGUGACUUCCCCGUCUAUCUCUGGUCCGUCGGUGGCGGUAUUGGCCCCAAGCAGACCAUCCCGGCAGGCGGCAGCUACACCGAGAAAUUGCACCACGACGAUGCCUCCGGUGGUAUCUCGCUGAAGAUCACCACCGUCGACAACGGCCUGUACAAUGGCAGCCCCCAGACCAACUUUGCCUACACUCUGGAUCCAGGCACCGUCUGGUACGACAUGUCCGAUGUCUUCGGCGAUCCAUUCUCCGGCAAGACGAUUGUCGUGCGGCCCACCGAAACGACCUGCUCGAAGAUCUGCUGGCCACAGGGUGUCAACCCCGGUGGUAGCCAGACCAAGAGCUGCACCUCGGACUCGAGUAUCAAUCUGAACCUCUGUGCAGCUAAGUGCUAA
Messenger RNA from Penicillium bovifimosum, 474 nucleotides. Its product is annotated as putative BYS1 domain protein. Lineage: Eukaryota; Fungi; Ascomycota; Eurotiomycetes; Eurotiales; Aspergillaceae. The record is from RefSeq and is a predicted model, not a curated record. The coding region runs from base 1 to 474 and encodes 157 amino acids. The transcript has a single exon.